Molecule: messenger RNA, 8466 nt
Organism: Octopus sinensis (East Asian common octopus)
Lineage: Eukaryota; Metazoa; Mollusca; Cephalopoda; Octopoda; Octopodidae
Product: ATPase MORC2
Exons: 31
Coding region: 1439-4966 (1175 amino acids)
Cellular component (GO): nucleus
Molecular function (GO): zinc ion binding
Source: RefSeq, a predicted model, not a curated record
AAAAAAACUUGUUUUAACUGAAGAAUCAUAUUUCAAUGUCUUUAAAUUUAUUACAACUGAUGAAAAUUUGGCUGUCACUAAUUUAUGCAACUUUGACAGAAGUAAAACUCAAUCUUCAAACACCACGACUCGUUAACUUACUAAAUAUAUUAAGAUAAAUCAAUAUUUCACAAGAUAAAUUACGUAUUUAUAUAACAAAUGCAUUAUAUUUUACUAGAAAAUCGUUAUUGUGUUUCAGAGGGGCAUCUUGCAAUAAAUGAUAGAAGAAUAGUGUAAAUGCAAGAAUAUGGAUAUCAUCCCCAAGCCAUUACGAAAAUACUCGAUACCUAAUAUGCUGCAAGUAAAUUUGAUUACGUUUUAUUCUAUCUGGAAAAAUAUCACAAACUUGCCAAUAACAGUGACGUUGCAAACAUCGGAUUCUUCAGCCAAAUAUUCCAAAAAUUUGUAAAUUUUAAACAAAAGAAAAAAAGGAAAACGAAGUUAAGCAAAUAAGAAAUGGAAAGAAUACAUAAAUUAUGGUUAUGCUGGCAACGAACAGAAUAUUAUGUUACAAAAAAAAGCAAAUGAAAAAAAUUUGUUUUCGACAAGCUUGGAAUGACCUAAAUCAGUUUUACUAAUUUAAUAGAAUAUUCCGAAGCUGAAUAAAAUGUCUUUUGCAUAUAAACCCAAAACCCAUAAAAAAGCAUAAUACUAUCCAAUCUAUUCCAGAACAAAGAGCAUUAAAGAAGGUCAAGGUUAAAAAAAACGAUAGUACUUAAUAUAAUCAAGCUAUCUACACAACAGUUAACAAACACUUUGUAUUCUAGAGACAUUAUGGUCUCUAUGGAAAAAAAGAACAAAAAAGGAUAUGGUAUAUCUUGACUUGCAGGCAAGAACGACAAAAAAAAAAUAAUUGCAAUCAAAGAAAAUGUUUUCACUGUUGGAAAACAAACUGAAGUUAAAUUAUUACUGGUAACUUUGAAAUACAAAAGUAGAGCACAUAUUCUUCGUUGCUAAAUUGCAGGAACAAAGGAGGAGUGUGGUCGGUUUUAAAACAUCGAAUGGUGGCGCCCAGUUGCUAGUCGCGGGUGGGUGGGGGACAGCCAGGAGGGGCGAUCGUGCGCUUCUCAUAUUAAAGCGGCACAGAUUGUCUUGCGUCAACUCAGAACAGCAAUCUCUUAUUUCUCUACCUGUCAGACGCAAUGAUCAUCACUUAGUCAACGAUGGCGACCUCAGACUUUUCAUAUCAAGCCAAAAUGCAUAUACAGCCAUGAACUGAUCUUAAAAAAAACAAAACAAACAAAACAAAACAAAAAAACUGUUCUACAUCUGCCUUUUGUCAAUUUUUUCCCUUCGCAGGUUCGACAAGAAAGUGAAGAACAUUUGGUAUCGAAAUCCAUUGGAAAAGCAACAAAAAAUAUAAACAAAGGAAAAAAAAAGAAGUUCCCUUUAACUCAACAUGGCCUACAGCAGCCUGAGUCGAGCCCAGCUGAGUUUUGAAUAUCUACAUACCAAUUCAACAACUCAUGAAUUCCUGUUUGGUGCUUUGGCUGAACUGGUGGACAAUUCAAGAGAUGCCUCUGCCACAAAAAUGAACAUCUAUACAUUGGAAGAUGAAAGUCUUCGAGGUGGCUUUAUGAUGUGUUUUCUUGAUGAUGGCGAAGGCAUGGAUCCAAAUGAAACUGCUGAUAUUAUAACAUUUGGCAAAUCUUCCAAGAAGUCAGCAGAUUCCCAACAGAUUGGAAUGUAUGGCAAUGGCUUGAAAUCAGGCUCAAUGCGUAUUGGGAAUGACAUGAUUAUUUUUACAAAAAAGGGAACCACUAUGUCAUGUUUAUUUCUAUCCCGAACAUUCCACGAAGAAGAAGGUAUAGAUGAGGUUGUAGUGCCAAUUCCUUCUUUUGAUACUAAAUCCCAAAGCCCUCUUGCUAAGAAUGUUCGAGCAUUGGAAAAACAUGACUUAGAGAUGAGUUUAAUCUUGAAGUAUUCCCCAUUUAAAAAUCUUGAAGAUUUCUAUGCUCAGUUUGACAAAAUUAAUUCUUCCACUGGAACCCUUGUGAUAAUUUACAAUUUAAAAUUGUUGGAUAAUGGUGAACCUGAAUUGGAUAUUGUCUCAGACACAACAGAUAUUAUUCUCAAUAAUCCACUCUCUGGAGAAUUUGACUCUGAUGAAGGUUUAAUGCCUGAGAGGAAGUCAUUCCGCGCUUACACAGCAGUCCUGUAUAUGGAUCCAAGAAUGAAAAUAUAUAUCCAAAAUAAGAAAGUCCGUACCAAACGUUUAGCUUGCUGUCUCUAUAAACAACGCAUGUACAGAUAUUCGUCCAACAGAUUCCGAACGCGUUCUGAACAAGAUGCUAACAGAGCUGAUGAAGAUGCCAAAAUUGCUGCUGAGAAAUCUCGAGAAGCAGAGAGCAAAGCAAAAAACUUGGAGAAAAAAUGUGGUACCUCUUUUAAUAAAGAUCUGAGAGCAGAUUUGCGGAAAGCACAGACUUUUGCAUUAGAAUGUCGUAAAGAGUCUCAAAUACGCAAAAUGGUGGCUGACCGGAAAAUGAAAGCACUCAAAGAACCAAAGAACCUCAGUUUUAUAUAUGGUGUAAAUAUUGACAAUCGUAACCAGGAUGGAAUAUUUGUAUAUAAUUGUAGCCGAUUGAUUCGGAUGUAUGAAAAGGUUGGACCGCAGUUGGAAGGUGGGGUCUGUUGCAGUGGGAUUGUGGGUGUUGUUGAUGUUCCUUAUUUGGUGUUGGAGCCGACCCAUAACAAGCAAGACUUUGCUGAUGCCAAAGAAUUCCGAUAUUUAAUGAAAGCUAUGGGCGAACACAUGGAACAGUAUUGGAAUGAUCUGAAUAUACAUCAAACUGGAAUUACAAGCUUUUGGUCUAAUUUUGGUUAUAUCAGCUCAAAAUGGAAAGAUCAACCAUCUUCAGAUGCCAAAUAUGCCAGAAGACGAGCGAUGCAAGUUAGUUUUACUCUUCAGUGUGAUGCUUGCCUGAAGUGGCGAACACUUCCCUAUUCAGCUAAUAAUGUUGGUCGUGAAUUCCCUGAUGACUGGGUGUGUAGUAUGAACCCUGAUCUUUCACACAACAAAUGCUCAGCUGCAGAACAGAAAAUGAACAUAGUUGAAGGUUAUCUCAAAAAAGAAAUGAAAUCAAAAGCACAGAAACAGAAAGAGUUAGAAGAAGAUAUUAAAAAAAAGACAGCAAAACUUCUAAAAUUACAGAGCACAAAAGUAGUGGAAUCAUCAAAUCAGUUAAGAUUGGAAGAGGAAAGGAGACAAAGAGAAGAAGAAAUAGAAAAGAAAAAGGAAGAGCGAGAGAGGUUGAAAAAAUUAGAAGAGAAACGCAAGGCUGAAGAAGAGCAGAAAAAAGAAGAAAUUCGGAAAAAAAAGAGUAGUGAAGCGGCUCGUGGCAGUAAAUCAAAGACCGUGGCAGAUAAAGUCCAAGAUGGUUCCACAGUGUUUGUUAGUUCUUACCGAGCAAGGGAACAAGCUCUGCAACCUCCCAAACGAUCAAUGGCACGUACUGCAGCACAGGUCUAUGCUGAGCGUCGAGCUGCUGCUAUCGAAGAAGCCAAAAGUAAGAAGUCUUCCACUGCAAAUAAUCGCCGACCAAAAGUACCGACUAAAAAGACAAAGAAAAAACCAAAGUCCAAGCGCAGAUCAGCUUGGAAUGAUGAAGAUGAUGAUGAUGAAGAUGACUCUGACUUUAAUGACGAUGAAGAAGAAGUGGUUGUGCCAACCAAGAAAUCUCGGCGACAAGCCAAAUUGGAAGAAGAAAACCGUAGAGACGUAGUAGAGGAAAAGAAACAAGUCAGCAGCAGCUUUAAGGCAAAAGAGAAACGACCCAUAAUUACAGUGGUCACUGAAGAAGCUGAUGAUGAUGAAGAAGACAGCAGCAAUAAUGUAGAUAUGGACUCUGACUGGGAGGAAGAAAAUGGUAAAAGUAGUAGUGAAGGAAGUGUCAAGUCAGCUGUGAAAAAGGAGAAGGGGAAGGAGAAAGAGGAGAGCAAAGUUGAUGAGGGCACGGGCGAUGAUGAUGAUGAGCAAGAUUUAGAUAGUGGAAAAGACUCUAAUCAAUGGUCAGAAGUAAAUUCUAGUGCUGACUCUACGAAACCAGUCUCUGAGGUCAAAGACAAUAUUGUACUCAAAAAAGAAGUUGAUACAAGCAGUUCACCUUCAGACAGUAACAUGGUAUUAUCCAUGGAAUCGGAAAUGGAUUUCCCUACAAAUGGCCAAGCGAUCUCAUCAGACUAUAUCAAACGAAAUUCUGAAAAACCUGAGUUUGCUGCAGCUGAACCCAGUACAGAUGAACCUGACAUGUCUGAUGCAGUACCUAUGGAAGUAAACACCCAAGUUGAAGCACUUGUCAAUGGCCGAUGGUUUUCUGGAACUGUGAUUAAAAUCAACUCUUCAGAUGGCAAAUUAAAAAUAAAGUUUGAUACUUAUCCAAGGGACAAAUAUGAUAAAUGGUAUGAUCAAAAUGGACCUGAUAUACGGAAGCGUUCAAAUUCUACAAAGGAAUGUGUAUUUACGGCACCAGCUUCACCAGUCUCUCCAGCCUCAUUACCAUCAUCACAGGAUGCAGUUAUAGAAACUCCAUCCUCUUCAACACAGCCUGUCAGUCAAAUCACCGAUGAAAUUGCAAGUGGCUAUAGAACAUGUCUGCGCUAUUUCCUCCCACCCAACUGGAAGAUUGACAAAGAUUCUGUAUCCAAUAUGUCCCUCUCAGAAUUAGCAGCGUUUCCGUUGGAUGACUUCUUCGACCAUUACGAAAAAGGUUUACGUAAGUUGGUGGGAAAGUUUCAAACUGAAGCAGCUGUUAAAAGUGAAGAGGCCGACACAUAUAAAGCGAAGAUGUCCUCACUUCGUAAAUUGAUACUUCGACUGCUGAAGAGGAUAAAUACAAACAUUGAGAUUGAUGUCAACACAGAUAGUGAUCAAGUUGAUACAAUGUUAGAAGAAUAUGUUAACCAAACCAUACAGAGAGGUUUUUAAAAGCCUCACACAUCCACUCCCCCAUUUCAAAACAAUGACUUUGCCUCAUUUGUUGCAAUGUUGUGACAUGAAGUAUAUUUCAGUUUUCUGACUGAUUUACCACCACACAUCUAUCAUGUUAUGGACUACUGACUCACAGCCACACAUAUCUAUUGUGUUAUGGUUGACUGAUCUACAACCACACGCCUGUCAAGUUCUAUUGACUCACAGCUACAUAUCUGCCACACUCUAUUGCCUCACAACUACACAUCUAUCAUGUUAUCAUCUACUGACUCAGAACCAUCCACUCAUCCAUAUUAUGGCCUACUGACUUGGGAUCACCCACACACCCAUUCAUAUUAUGGUCUACUGAUUUACAAUCACAUCACAUCCAACAUGUUAUGGGUUGCUGGUUCACAACCACAUUAUAUAAUACUGUGACUGACACACAACCAUACAUCCAUCAUAUUUUGAUCUACAACCUGUCUCACAACCAUACCUGUAACAUGUCUUUUACUCCAUCAACCAUUCAGUUAACUCACAACCUUUUACCCAUCAUAUUUUGAUGAAUUGACUGUCUCACAAUCAUACACAUACACACAUAUCCAUUGUGUUUUGGUUACACUUGACUGAUUCACAACUGAAUAUCUCCACCACCACCACCACCACCACCACCACCACCGCCACCAUCCUGCUUUAGUUCACUGACUGACUCAUACACCAAACCAAUCUCCAUUUUAGUUUGUCUGUUGUUGUAUAUUGGAUUUAGUUCAUUGCAUCAAAUUUUCAUUUCUGUACAGACAAAAAUAAUAAAUAAAAGGCUAUACCAAAUACUUCAGAUAAAUAUCUCAUGUCCUCUACCCAUCAGAGGGAGAUGCCUCAUCCACCAAAUUUAAUUCACAUCACUAGGCUCCUCAUCAACUUCUCCACACACACACACACACACACACACACACACGCAUGCAUGCACACAUUAUUAUUGUAAACAGUUAUACUCUUUCUUUGAACAAAUGUUGAAAAAGAAGAAAAUACAUGGAGUUAUAUUUUCUUUCUUUCAUGUUCAUUUCAAUUGUUCCAUUUAUUUUUCCACAAAACAAGAAGAAAAAAAAAGCUUAAAACAAAAUAAAACAAAAAUGAAAGAACAGAUCAAUGUUAGAAGUAAUAUGUUCUCUUUUUUUUUUUAAGUAGAAAUGAAUUACUUUUAAAUAUUUUGAUUUUGCUUUAUUUGGUUAUUUUGAGUUCUUAAAAAAAAAACAAUUUGUUUCAGUUAUGAUUACAACAUAUCGCAAAUGUUAUGAUUACAACAUAUUGCAAAUGUUAAGCAGACCAUGACGUGCUUAGGUUGUUCAGCAGACUAUAAACAUGGUUAGCUUCUUACUCUGCCAUAUCUUUACUCUUUAACCCUCUAGCAUUUAAACAGGUCAUAUUCAGCCAAAAUGAUCUACAGUUUUUUUAAUGUUCAAACUGGCCAGAUUCAGCCUCUCACACCUACUCUUCAAUGUCAUUCACACAAAACAGUGUGAAUAAAUAAGCACUACAUUUGACAGCCAUGCCUGAAUCUAUCUUUCUUCUUUAAUGUAAAUUUAAGUUGCUUGAUAGAUUGCAAUAUGUUAUGGUUUCCAUUAAGCUGUGUCAAUUUUUUAAGCUAUUCAAAUUAAUCAAACAUAAAUGAAACAAUCUGGUUGAAGAUAUAUAUAUAUAUUUCUUUUGCUAUCCAUCAGAUUCAUUAGACUGGUUAACACUUUACAUUAUCCAUCAGACCUUAAAACACUUUGGACAUCAAGUAGGCUGUCUAAUAGAUUCUAAACCAGUCAUAGGCUGCCUGCGACUCAUAGGUCUUUGUGAAUGGCACACCUAGGGAAAAAUUACCUUCAAUGUUUUUAGUCAUGCAACCCUGUUUGAUGAAGAACCAUGUCACAUGCGGCCCACUUCUCAUAAAAAAGGUUGCCUAUGCUUACCCUAAACCAUCCAGAUUGCUUAGGAUGUCUGGCAGAUGCUGACAUGUUUAAGCUGUUCAGCUGAUAUAAAUACAAAAUUUGUAUAUCCAUUUGAUUUAACUCUUUAAUACUUGUUUAACCUGUCAAUGAUAUUUUGUCUUUUGAAACUAUCUUAGCAAAAUGAUGCUUCAUUUGAAGGAAUGAGCACAGAUUGUAACCUAAAAGGAUAUAAAAGUCAUGAAACCUUGCUAUUUAUCACCACCCUUGAGAAACUAAUGUUGACAUUUAGAACCUAAGAAGAUAUAGCUGUUCCCUUUCUGUGACAAAACAUUGGUAUCUGGUUGUAUAACUGGAAUUUAUAAACGAUCUUUUGUGUAUGCCUUUGUAGGGCAGUGAGCAGCAGAAUUGGUACAGCAUUGAGCAAAAUACAUUGUUUUCACUUGUGUAUUAAGUUCAAACUCUUGUCCAGGUUGUGUUUCUCAGUCAACUUUUUGAGGUUGAUAGAAAUAAGAAAAGGUUAAGAACUGGAGUUGUAAUCAAUUAUACCCUUGAAUGGUGACCCAGCAUGGGCAAAGCCUAUUGGCUGAAAGCAGUUCAAAUAUAUUGUUUGUUUUGUUUUUAAUAUUCAUUUUUCCAUGCUUGCAUAGAUCAGAUGGAAUUUGUUGAGCCAGGUUUUCUACAGGUAGAUGCCCUUCCUGUCACCAACCCAUACCUGUUUUCAAAUAAAGUAAUAUUUCCCUAUGGCAAGACAUGUUUUCCAUGGAAGACUGGAAGUGAAACAACAUGUACGAUGGUGAUGGCCAUGUACAAUGAUUGUGUGAUGUAAAGACGAGUAUCCUCCCACUUACAUAAUGCAUAUCUCAAGCUUCUUUCAGUUUCUGUCUACCGAACCCACUUACAAGGCUUUGGUUGAUUUGGGGCUAUAGUGGAUGACACUUGUCGAAGGUGCCAUGCAGUGGAACUGAACCCCAGCAAUUACAUGGCUGGGAAGCAAGCAUCUUAACCGCACAUCCACACCUGCACUUAUAAAGCUAAGUGUGGUGUCUUAUGUGGAAAGCAUUGAAUUGGAUCUGUCACUCAGCCAUAACUAUUGCGCUUAUUUUGCACAUACCUUUGAGAAACUAUGAAUGUUACAGAUAGUUUUGUUGCUCAUGAAGUUCGAGCUGACUACCUGUUAAUCGGCAUGUGUGUGAGAGACAUAAACAUCCUUUUGCAUACUAAUAUAUGUUUACGUACCUUCUAUGUUCUACGUGCCAUUGUUACUAAAUGUCAGGAUGUCACAUAAAAGAAUUGUAUAUAUGAAAAACCACAUACACUGAGUUAUGCGAUUGCAAUGAUUCAAAUAUUCAACGAGCAGUUUUAGUGUAUCUUUUCUGGUAACUUCCAACUUAAUAAGGAACAUGGAUAAUAAAAUUAUGGUAACAAUUAAUCAACUAUUUCUUAUUACAAUAGAAGUUGUCUGUGGUUAAUCGGUUGAAAUCGAUACACUCACACGCUCUCUUCCUCUCUCAUACUUCCCUCUCCCACUGUAUAUAGGCAUAUGUGACAACUGCUGAAGAAUUGAAUAAAAUUGUCCUGAACAAA